CAUGGUAUAGGGUGGGGCUAACUGGUGCUAAGGGCGGAGCUCAAAAUAAAGUUACUGCAAAGAGGUCUAUAAGAAAACGAAUUAGUCGGAGACUAAAUGCAUUGUGUUAAACAAAAGCCUGCUGGCAUUUUGCACUGCGCCAGCAAGAUACAACUAUUCCUUUUGAAAACCAACAUAAGUCUUUGGAAUCAAAGAAAAGAGACGAGGAACUACUUUAACUGACAGAAAACUCUCGGCCUCUAAUCCACCCGUUUUCUCCAGCGUCUUGCAGAUGAUGGUGUGAUUGGGUUUGGCUUCUUCCAUUCUCUACCCAGCACAUCUCUGGUUUCAAACCCUCAACACACCACACCUCCCUAAUGUCAGAGGAUUCAGACCUGGGGUGCAGCUCCAUGCCCAGGGGGGCCUCCUCGUGCAGCUCCAUGCCCAGGGGGGGGCCCUCGUGCAGCUCCAUGGCACAGCUCCAUCGUAUGAGCAGCUAUGGCCAGGGUGGUCCAGACCUGGGUCUUGCCUCAGAGGGCAGUGACAGCAUCCGGCGUAAGAACGUCUGCUCACGUUCCCGCCACCACGACGUGGAGAUGAAGAGUAGUGGAUCCAGCGGGAGCGAGACCGAGUCACACGUCAACGAGAGCCAUGGAAGCCAUGGAAACGAGAGCCAUGGCAACGAGAGUCAUGGUAACGAGUCGACAGGUAGCUCCAACCGCAACAGCAAGGACUCCGCCCUCCUGGAGUCGUCUGGGAGUAGCAAGAGCCCCUCUCCUCCCAGUAGUUCCAAUGCCUUCAGCCUGCUGAAUUCUGAGCAGGACAACCCCUCCACCAGCGGCUGCAGUAGUGAGGAGUCCGCUAAGACCAAGACCCAGAAGGAGCUGCUCAGGACCGCCAAGCAGCUCAGACAUCUCCUGCCUGCUGACAAGAGGAACAAAGGCAAGAAGUCCAGCUCCCUAAACACCCUGAAAUACGCACUGCGCUGCGUCAAACAGGUGGAAGCCAAUGAGGAGUACUACCAGCUGCUGAUGACCAAUGACAGUCAGCCAUCAGGCCUGGAAGUGUCCUCUUACACCAUCGAGGAGAUAGACAGCAUCACCUCAGAGUACACCCUCAAAAACAAUGACACCUUUGCUGUAGCUGUAUCUCUGAUCACGGGAAAUAUCGUCUACAUCUCAGACCAGGCCGCCUCCAUCCUCAACUGUAAACGGGGCAUCUUCAAGGAUGCCAAGUUUGUGGAGUUCUUGACUCCCCAGGACGUUAGUGUUUUCUACAGCUUCACCACGCGCUACCGCCUGCCCUCCUGGAGCAUGUGCACCGGAGCAGAGUCAUCCCGGUCGGACUGCAUGCAGGAAAAAUCGUUCUUCUGUCGGAUCAGUGGGGGUAAGGAGUGUGAGGGGGACCUGCAGUACUACCCAUUCUGUAUGACCCCCUACCUGAUGAAGGUGCAGGAUAAGGUCCAUUCUGAGGACCAGUUCUGCUGCCUCCUACUGGCUGAGAAGGUGCACUCCGGAUACGAGGCUCCCAGAAUCCCUAGUGACAAGCGCAUCUUCACCACCACACACACCCCUAGCUGUGUGUUCCAGGAUGUGGAUGAGAGAGCUGUUCCACUUCUUGGGUACUUCCCCCAGGAUCUGAUUGGCACCCCAAUCCUUCUUCUCAUGCAUCCCGAUGACAGGCCUGUCAUGUUGGCCAUUCACAAGAAGAUCCUUCAGUACGCUGGCCAGCCGUUCGACCACUCCCCCAUCAGGUUCUGCACGCAGAACGGAGAGUACGUCAUCGUCGACACCAGCUGGUCCAGCUUCGUCAACCCCUGGAGCCGCAAGGUCUCCUUCGUUAUCGGGAGGCACAAAGUCCGCAUAGGCCCGGUGAAUGAGGAUGUGUUUGUGUCCCCGCUCCCUGCCCUCAUGGAGACGAUGGACUCUGAAGUCCGGGAGAUCACUGAGCAGAUCCACAGAUUGCUACUACAGCCGGUGCACAACACUAGCUCCAGUGGCUACGGUAGCGUGGAAAGCAACGACCACCUUGUAGCAUCUCAGGUGAUGACCAGCGAGGGCAGCCCAAGCAGGACACACAUCGAGGAGGAGGGUGAGAGCAGCUGGGCCAAACCUCAGAGGUCAUUCCAGGAGAUCUGUAAAGGUAUCCACCUCCAGAAGAGUCAGGAACAGCAGAUCUACCAAGCCUCCGCCUCAGCCAUGCCUGAGACCAAGAAGAGCCCUGGCAAGUUCCUCCAGAAGAGUCCAGCAGGGGUGCGUUCCAAGGAAUCUGCAGCCCCUGUGGCCCCUCUGAAUUGGAGGGACAGUGGGGUCAGUGCUGGGGUCAGUGGGCUGAACCUGGAGGACAGCAGCAGCAGGACUGCUGUACAGGAGGAGCAGCUGGCCUUCAACGACCAGACGGUCUACUCCUACCAACAGAUCAGCUGUCUAGACAGUGUCAUCAGAUAUCUAGAGGGCUGUAAUGUUCCCAUCACUAUGAAGAGGAGGUGCCACUCUUCUGACAACACUAUGUCCUCAGAUGAGGACAAGCAGAAAGGAGGGGACAAUCCCAUGCAAUUAUCUGAAGAGGUCAUCGUAGAUGUAUCUGUGGCUCGGGUUGAGGUGGAGGGGGGCAGCCAGACUCCUGGGCCUCCCCCCAAUGCUGUUUCACCUCCCAGCCUGGAGAGGGAGCCCUAUAAGAAGCUCGGUCUGACCAAACAGGUCCUAGUAGCCCACACCGUGAAGGAGGAGCAGACCUUCCUGUGUCGCUUCAGGGAACAGAGGGGAGUCCAGGCCUUCCAGGCCAACUGUUCCCAAUACCUGGAGCGCCAGAAGGGACAGGGCGCCGCUGAUGCUCUGCCCGCUGUGCGCCCAUGCACGCAGGCCGAGCCCGCUGCCCGUCGAAGUGGGCGCAACAAGAAGACCAAGUCUAAGCGGGUGAAACAGAACGAGUCGUCCGACAGUUCCGUGUCUCAUAGGAGAAGACAGCCGCAGCCCCGACCCCACCUCCUCAACCAGGGCCUCAACCAGACCCCCUGGUCCCCCUCCAACACUUCCCAGUCCACUUUGCUGCCCCUGGCUUACCCCACCGUGGUGCCAGUCUACCCCCUCCAGGUCUACCCUGGGGCGGGCACCAUGGCUGGCACCAUGCCUACCCGCCCAGAGAAUUCAUUGGCAGGCUUUGGUGACUGCCAGGGCAACCAGGAUCCCCAGUGCCAGCCACCAAACAUCCAGCCCUCGCCCUUCUCUACUCCCAUGGUGACCCCCGUGGUGGCUCUGGUUCUCCCCAGCUGCAUGUUCCCUCAAAUGGGAAGCGGGGCUCCAGGACAGCAGCCUUUCUACCAGGCCGAGAAAGCCGGCUACCCCUCUCAGUCACAGCCCUUCCACCCACAGACAUCCCUCACCUUACCUGCUCAUGUUCCUUUCCCGGCUCAGCCACAGGCCUUUCCCCUACUGACGGCCUUCCCGAUCCCCGCCCAGCCUUUCUCACUCUCCAUGCCCAUGGAGGCUCCCAAGCCACCUGGAGAAACCACCCAGUCUAGCUGCUCCCCGCAUGGGACCAUGGGCGACAGGGACCAAGCGUCCUCCCCUCCACUGGUCCAAUCAUGGUGCAGCUCGCCCCUGCAGCUGGAGGAGAUAUGGUGCUCCCUGGAGAGACUGGACCGCAUGGUGGUGGUGCCCUCCGUUGGCACACAAGGGAAUAACACCGUCAACAUGAAGGGAGGGAGCAUGGUCUGCCAAGCCAUGGAGAAGGUCAAGGAGCUUCAGCAGGUGGGCUCGCCGGGCAACGGUAACCAUAGCGAUGUCAAUUCAUCAUCAGGUGACCUCCUGGACAUCCUGCUCCAUUCAGACUUUUGUUCAGGCACCAGCUCAGGCACUUCAGGGUCCAUGGGUUUCAGCUCUAAUGGCUGCGGAACCUCAGCUAGAACGUCUAACAGCAGAAUGUCUAAUAACAGCCGAACGUUGGGAUGUGGAACGUCAGCUAGCGGAGUAUCUGGCAGUGGCACAGUAAGCAGCAGCCCCACAAGCAACAACAGCAGCAACUACUUUGGCACCGUGGACUCCUUCCAGAACAGCUGCCAGCAGGUCAAAGUGCACUCCAGUGGCGGGAGUGGUGGUAGCGCUAGCGAGGGGCGGCCAAUGGAGGUAGAGGAAAGCCAAUAUGACAAGUAUGUACUGCAGGAUCCGCCGUGGUUAGUCACCGCCAACGCUGACGACAAGGUCAUGCUGACCUAUCAGAUGCCCUCCCGGGGCAUCGACUGUGUGCUUAGGGAAGACCGAGAGAAGCUACGUGUGAUGCAGAAGAGCCAGCCGUGCUUCACCGGGGAGCAGCAGAUAGAACUGGGGGAGGUCCACCCCUGGAUGAGGAGAAGAGGUCAUGGACGCCCAAGGUCAUGGACGCCAAGUGUGGGCUGUGAGAAGGACACUCCAGAGGUGUUGUUGUCUGAGGAGCAGCCUGGCCUGGAUAUGGGAGACACAGAGACUGAGGAGGUCAGCCCCUACAGGAAGCCCGGCGAGGAGCCCUUUUAACAUGGACACCUGUCCCUCUUCUGGCCUUGGAUCAUAACAGCCACAUCCACCCCCUGAAUCUGCCCCUGUUAAUUGUAGCAGCAUCACCUCCGCAAAAGGCUCAUUCUCAAGCGACAUCAAUUAUUCACCAAGUCCCACCCUCAGCUGUUCCAUACAAGACCAUUUUUUUAUUUUACCAGGCAAGUCAGUUAAGAACAAGUUAUUAUUUACAAUGACAGCCUACCGGGUGAACAGUGGGUUAACUGCCUUGUUCAGGGGCAGAAUGACAAGAUUUUUACCUUGUCAGCUUGAGGAUUCGAUCCAGCAACCUUUCGGUUACUGGCCCAACGCCCAACCACUAGGCUACCUGCCGCCCCAUAUUAGACUGCCUAGUACCGCUUGCACCUUGCGGGUACAAACCUUUUCUACAACAAACUAAACUGUAUUGAAAUUCUGCUACAGCCUGAGAGACCAGGGAACAUACAGACUGUUACAUCCCACCUGGUCAAUUAAUUUUCUGUGUGUGUGUGUGUGUGAGAGAGAGGAAAAAGAAGAGUGAGUUAGUGUGUCCACAACACAGUUCAUGUUCUAUCAAUUGUUUUUUCACUUAUUGAAAUUAAUGUUUUCAUUGAAAACGUUUUGACCGUAGUAGUCUUGUAUUUGUGUUAAUUUAGAGCCCUGGGGCUAGCAUCAACAUUUUAACACUGAUGCUCCCAAUUUAAAGAAGUUAGGAGCACCACAUGAAAUGUAGGGGCACCAGAAUAUAUCGUGUUUUAUUGUAAUACAGCCUAUAUUGGGCCUAUACGAAUUCAAGGUACUUUUGAGGGACAUGAUUUUCCCUAGAAAAUAAUGUAAUAUGUAUAUAAGAUAUUAAUUUAUUGUAAAAGCUAAAAAUAUUUCACCUUUAUUUAACCAGGUAGGCCAGUUGAGAACAAGUUCUCAUUUAUCAACUGCACCCUGGCAAAAUGUUGAAAGGAAUAACUGUCAUCGAAAUUACAAAGUAAUGUGUGGAAUAUUAGGUUUCUACAUUGUGUAAAAGCACUAUUGAGAUGCAUUACAUUAAAUUGUAUACUGUCUCUUCAAAAACGGCAGAAGAUCUGACAUUCAUUAUUUUCUACUGUCACUGAUCUCCUGAAGCAGCUAUCCCUUUUCCUUUCUUUCUAUGCCCCCAAAUGUUUGGAUAUACUGGUGACGUUCCCAGGUUGUUAGCUAGCUAACCAAUGAGGUAACAUGACUGAAGUGUAAACAAAUGGAUAACGACAUGGUUUAUGAAUGUAAAAUGCAGACCCAGCGACCCGCUAUAGGAAGAUAAAAAUGCUGCGCCGGUAUUAUGGUUCAGAUCUUUUGACGUAGGCCCGGUUUUCCAAAAUAAUCUUAAGACUUAAGUUAAUUGUUAGCACCAUGGUGCUUAAUGGUUCUAAUGAUGAAUUUAACGUUAAGAUGCUUUUGGGGAAACCCGAGGCACUGAUUGAAAUUGAAGCUUUCGCUGUGGUAAUGGUGCAACCAUGACUCUAAGGGCACUCGGGGAAAAUACGUUAGAGCGAAGCAUUAUUUCAUCAAUUUCUUUUCUUUCUUUUUUUCCUAGGCCCACAGUGCUCCCAAAAUAAAACUCCGGGUCACACAGCAAAAUAUUUUGUUGCAUAUCCAAUAUAUAACAUGAUGAUGUUGAUAUCUGUUUGUUGUUGAAAAGACUUACAGGAUUUCUAGUCUAUUAUGUUGGCUGACUAAAAGGUUUGGCAGAAGAAGCUUGUAGAGAAGUUGCUUUCUAGCCUGUGGUUGAAUGUUCUCAUAGAGCCCUUUCCAGUACAUGACACACUGACAUCACGCACAGAUGUGCGUGACUCUUGACUGCAGUAAGAAAGCCAUCACCAUCUGUGCCCAUUCAACAUAGCCAUGGUUGACCUUUUUAGUACUUAGAACUUUUUAUUGGGUUCUCAUAAACCCUUUGUUUUGUCCUGUUUCAACAGAAAUAAAUUGACUUGGGUAGUUUUCGGCAGUUGAUGUACCACCUGAGCUAGCCAAAAGUUCAAUCACACUAGACCUGAAUCAAAAGAUGAAACCAGCAGCCAAACAAUUGAAGACCGAUAUUCUGAUGUUUUUUGAAAGUGCAAUGUGAACUUUUGUUAGUCAGUAGAGCAAUGUUACGUUAUUUAUGUCAGUUUCCUUAGCUAAUUCCCUACUUUUCUAUCUGGACUGGUAUAAACAGCUCUAAUGUUACAGGCUUCACUGUCAUGGUGCACAGUGAGUACACAACACUAUGCUCAUCAUGUCUUUUUGCAGUAUAUUAUAACAACCAGUGAAUGGAUACAACGUUCCAUCUUGAGUUGAUGGGUAGGCUACAGUCUGGGAUCUGGGAAUAAUGGUCAUUUCAAUGAUUGAACCAUUGAUACUAUUCUUGGACAAUAUAAUGUAUCAAGGUAUACCAAGGUAAUUCUUUGUCAUGCCUCAUCUGAGCAGGAUCAGGUGGUGACAGGGGUCUCAGCAGGGUCAGGCAACCAGAGAAGGCCAGUAUGUGACGGCGCUAAGGUGAACUUUUGCAGAUGCUACACUUUAAAGGUGCAGCACAGUCAUUCUGAUGUCUGCAUUGGCCGUGCAGCAUUUACGGUGACACGGCCUCUGCAGAAGUCCAGGCAUUCAUACUUCUUGCGCUUCGCAGAGCAGCACAGAGCUGUUGUGAAGGAAGUUGUCAAGGAAGUGAGUUUGUGUUUAUACAGGACCUCCCGCCCUCACCUACCGUCAACAAUCGUGUCAAUGCAGAGCUAUACGGAGCCAUCUGCAUUGUUACAACAUUUGAUAGGUGAACGGUGAUGCAGUGCAGAGCGCAAUUUGGCCUCUGCGUGCCUUCGGAGGCUUCGCAAUUGUGUCACACCAUCCAUACGGAGCCUCCGAACACAUUUUCGGACCAAGCAUAAUAUAUUGGCUCUUAUUCUCUGUGCAGCAAACACUGGACAAUCCAGAAGCUUGAAACUAUUUUAAGGGAGUCUGACAAACCUCUAAAAUUGAUAGCGGUUUUCCCAAUGACACUAAACAUGUCAAACAAAAAUGUGAGGAAGACCUGAGAGACACUAUUGAUGAUGAUGAUGAAUUGAUAUACAGAUAUGUUUGAAUGCCCCAGUCUAAAAUGUCUUACUCAUCAUUCAGGAUGAUCCGUAAUCAUUGUAGAAUCCACAUUAAUGUAGAAGUGUUUAGAAACAUAUUCUAUUCUUAUUUACAAUAAAAGUGACUCCUGAAGGGUCAUAUUAGAUUGUGUAGAAAUGCA
Molecule: messenger RNA, 7725 nt
Organism: Oncorhynchus tshawytscha (Chinook salmon)
Lineage: Eukaryota; Metazoa; Chordata; Actinopteri; Salmoniformes; Salmonidae
Product: period circadian protein homolog 2-like
Exons: 20
Coding region: 357-4487 (1376 amino acids)
Biological process (GO): negative regulation of transcription by RNA polymerase II; entrainment of circadian clock by photoperiod; circadian regulation of gene expression
Cellular component (GO): nucleus; cytoplasm
Molecular function (GO): transcription corepressor binding; transcription cis-regulatory region binding
Source: RefSeq, a predicted model, not a curated record